CCGUGACUUGGAUAUAAGAUCAACUUCUUCAAAAUGUCCUAGUUUGCCUAGUCACCAAUAUGGCGACGGGAUUGUUUAUGUCCAGAGUAUCAGUCACAGAAACAAUAAAAUAUUGAAAGCCACAGAGGUACUUCUUCAAAAAACCAAAAAGGGACCAGCCAAGAAAGCCACCUUAGCAUUCAAUUCAGACUGGUAUUUUUGUUUGUUACUGGUAGAAAGUCAGCCAAGUUCUAUUUUCAAAAAAGCUUUAAAUUCUACCGUGUUUGAUUUCUGAGAGUGUAAUUCGAUUCAAUUUGGCUUCUCUAAACUUGCUCAACCAAGGUUGCAACCUAGAAAUUUCCCCUUUGUGUCAAUCCUCUUUUCUUUUCUCAUAAACAAUAAUAAUUUUGAGUCCCUUCUACGUUUUCAAAGCCCUGUUACUUAACCAGAGAUUGGUUAAAAGCAAAAUGCCUUGUCCAAGACAAAGGCUAUUUUAGCUGCAGAAAAGAGAGAAAAUGGCUGAAUGUUCAGUAAACUUUCUUAUAGAAAAGCUUUCACUCCUUGUAGACAAUGAGGUGAUCAUCAUCCUGUUCAGAGGGGUCCGAGAACAAGUGGUGUAUCUGAGGCUUGAAUAUGAGCGGAUGAGAGCCUUCUUGAGGAUUGCAGAUGCAUUGCAGGAUGGUGAUGAAGAGCUUAGUGUUUGGGUUAGGCAAGUGACAGACAUUGCACAAGAUACUGAAGACAUACUUGAUGAGUUCUCACUUCUCCAGGACCAUGAUCAAGCACAUGGUUUCUAUGGUUCUCUCCUCAAACUUGCUUGCUGUGUUAAGAAUGCAAAAGCAAGUUACCGGAUUGCUUCUGCAUUGAAAGGCAUAAAUUCAAGGAUGAAAAUAAUCAGCCAAGUCCAUAAACAUCUUCGUCACAAGUUCAUCCAAGCAAAACAAGGUUCAGACUCCAAUACAUGGCAUGAUUGUCGCUGUGAUGCACUUCUUUUGGACGAAUCAGACCUGGUUGGUAUUGACAAGCCGAAGAAGAUACUAGUUGAGUGGCUGAUCAAGGGUGGUCCUGGCAGGGAAGUUGUCUCUCUGGCAGGUAUGGGAGGAAUGGGGAAGACAACAUUGGCAAAGCAAGUUUAUGAUGAUGCAGGAGUGAAGAAGCAUUUCAAGAUACGUGCGUGGAUCACAGUCUCUGAAUCGUGCAAAAUACAAGACCUUCUCAAAGACAUGGUACAACAACUCUACAAGGCAACAAGGAGGAGAGUUCCACAAGCAGUCGAGAGCAUGAACAACAAUCAGCUGAAAAGGACAAUCAAGGAAUUGCUGCAAAGAAGCCGGUAUCUGAUAGUUUUGGAUGAUGUCUGGAACUUGGAUAAAUGGCAUGCUGUGAAAUAUGCACUUCCCAGCAACAGCUUUCGUAGCCGGGUUGUGCUCACAACUCGAAACGCUGACGUAGCAGCCUUCACCAGUGGAAUUGAAUCCAAUAGCAAGAUCCAUAAUUUGGAGCCUCUACCUCUGGCAGAGUCAUGGGAACUGUUCUGUAGAAAGACGUUCAAAGGAAAUGCAUGCCCUCCUCAUUUGGAGGAGAUUUGUAGAAACAUUUUGAGAAAAUGUGAAGGACUCCCCCUUGCAAUUGUGGCAAUAAGUGGUGUUUUAGCCACAAAAAGCAAGUGGAGGAUCGAUGAGUGGGAUAUGGUUAGCCGGAGUUUAGGUGCUGAGAUUGAAGGCAAUGACAAACUCAAGUACCUUAAGAAGGUUCUUUCUUUGAGUUUCAAUGAUCUGCCUUAUUAUCUCAAAUACUGUUUCUUGUACCUGAGCAUCUUCCCCGAGGAUCACCUCAUCGAGCAUAUGAGACUAAUCCGGUUGUGGGUCGCAGAGGGCUUCAUUGAAGCAAAAGAAGGUAAAACGUUGGAAGAAGUUGCAGAAGACUAUGUCAAUGAGCUCAUGAAUAGAAGCUUGAUGCAAGUGGCAACAACUACAAGUGAUGGAAGGGUCAAAACAUUUCGAAUCCAUGACCUUCUCCGGGAGAUCAUCAUUUCAAAAUCAAGAGAUCAGAACUUUGCAGCAAUAGUGAAAGAACAGAACAUGCAGUGGCCUGAUAGAGUUCGACGCCUAUCAGUACAUAACUCAUUGGAGGAUCCACUUCCCAUCAGGUCAGUUUCCCGGCUACGUUCUCUUUUCAUGUUUGGGGUGAUGGAAAAACCACUCCUGAAUAAGUUGUUCCCUGGUGGAUUUCGUUUGCUUAAUGUGUUGGAUUUGAGAAAUUCUCCCUUAAAGAAAUUCCCAGUUGAAGUUGUCAAUUUAUACCACUUAAAGUAUCUCAGCUUGAGGGAUACUAAAGUGAAAAUGGUUCCAAGAUACAUUGAGAAGCUUCAGAACUUGGAGACUUUAGAUCUAAAGCAUUCCCAAGUUACUGAACUUCCCAUUGAGAUAUUGAAACUCCAAAAACUUCGUCAUCUCCUUGUAUACCGUAACGAGUAUGCAUCUUAUGAACAUUUUCAUGCCAAGUCUGGUUUUCGAAUCAUGGAAAGCAUAGGAGUUUUUCGAUCCUUACAAAAGCUCUGCUUCAUCGAAGCAAAUCUAGAAGGUAGUGAGCAUAUGAUGAGGGAGCUGGGGAAGCUAACUCAACUGAGAAGGUUAGGCAUUGUGAAGUUGAGAAGAGAAAAUGGAAAAGCACUAUGUUCAUCCAUUGAGAAGAUGACAAGUCUUCGUGCCUUGUCUAUAUCUUCAGAAGAAGAGGAUGACAUCAUUGAUCUGCAAAACCUUUCCGCUCCUCCUGUGUUGCUUCAAAGAUUGUAUCUAAGAGGACGCCUGGAGAUAUUACCUCACUGGAUUUCUUCCCUCCAUAGUCUUGUGAGAUUGUCUCUGAAAUGGAGUAGGCUGAAAGAUGAUCCACUUGAAGAUCUUCAGCACAUUCCUAAUCUUGUCCACCUUAUAUUAUGUCAGGUUCACAAUGGAGAGAAACUGUGUUUCAGGUCUGGUGGGUUUAAAAAGCUUAAGAUUUUAGGCAUUGAUGAAUUUGAUGAACUUAGAAGUAUUGAAGUGGAGUCAGGAGCUAUGGCUUGUCUUGAAGAACUAAGCAUCGGCCGCUGUCAGUUUCUGAAGAAGGUACCAUCGGGAAUUGAGCAUCUAACCAAGUUGAAAGUACUCGAGUUUUUCGAUAUGCCUGUAGAACUAAUCAACACAAUUCGUCCAGAUGAAAAGUGCAAUGACUGUUGGAAAAUAUCUCACAUUCCAGAAGUUUAUUCAACAUAUUGGAAAGAAGGAGGAUGGGAGGUUUACCCUUUGGAGAGUUUGGCUGAUGGAGAGAAUUGUCCCCUGCCUAAAGAUUUCAUUAAUACCCGAGAACUCCGGACUCGUUGGAAGUAACGUUUUCUGCAAAGCUGGUGGGAAGUUCUCUGUGGAUUAUCAUUUUGUAAAAUACAAAAAAAAAAAUGCUAGUUUGUGGUACAAUGUAUAUAUGAACUCGUUUGCAUGAAAAAGCUAGGUUUUUGUACAAUCUGUGUAGAACUAGUUUGCAUCUCUGGCACAUUAAUGUAUAUUGAACUGCUAUAAUAAAUAAAUAAAUAAACAUGCCGUACUUCUUGUAAA
Ziziphus jujuba (common jujube) is the source of this 3566-nucleotide messenger RNA. Its product is annotated as disease resistance protein RPM1. Gene Ontology annotation, biological process: defense response to other organism. Gene Ontology annotation, molecular function: ADP binding. Lineage: Eukaryota; Viridiplantae; Streptophyta; Magnoliopsida; Rosales; Rhamnaceae. Bases 495 to 3344 code for a protein of 949 amino acids. The record is from RefSeq and is a predicted model, not a curated record. The transcript has 2 exons.